UAAAAAAAAGUAUUAUACUUUUUCCUCUUCUUUUGCUUGCCCCUGAGUUCUAAGUGAAAAUCAAACCAAAAUACGAAGGAAUUUUAAUUUGAUUUUGAUCUUCUCCUUACUGUCCGAUCCACCAAUCCCAUCGGGCUGUCAACUGUUGAUUGUGUUAAUUCCGAUGUCUCCGCCACUGCUCAGUGUGGAGGAUGAAGGGGGUCUGACUAAAAUAACUUCACUGGAUUCUUCAGGCUCCGUGGAUAGCGUGUGUCAGAAUAAUGCUGAAUUGAAGGAACGCAACUACAUGGGCUUGUCUGAUUGUACUCCUAUGGAUAUCUCUAUUGUCUCCCUUGCAUCCGAACAAAGCAAGUCUAGUUUGAAUCUGAAGGCAACCGAGCUUAGUCUUGGGCUUCCUGGAUCCCAGAUGCUCGAAAUAAAUCAGGAUCUUUGCUUGCUAAGCACAGCUCAACUCGAUGAGAAACCACUUUUCCCUUUGCAUCCUUCUAGUGAUGGUCACUGCACUGCAUUGCAUAAGACUAUUGUUUCAGGCAACAAAAGAAGGUUCUCCGAUGCAAUGGAUGAGUUCCCCGAGGGGGAUUUUCUUUCAAAUUCAAAAGUAAGUGUGAUGCCAUCAUCCAGGCCUUCUUCAAAGUUGGGACUGAAAUCAGGUUAUGUGCUUGAGAACCUUGGGCCUCAAUCAACAAAAGCCAAAGAGAUCACGAACCGGAAUGUGGUACAUGAUAGACCCCAUGCUGCUAAGAAUAUCAUGCCUGAUCCUAAUGUGACUUCAAACAAUAACAGUGAAGCACCAGUUAGCAAGGCACAGGUUGUGGGUUGGCCUCCUAUUAGAUCAUUCAGGAAGAACUCAUUGGCCUCUAAUUCCAAGAACACUGAUGAAGUAGAUGGAAAGGUAGGGCCAGGUGCUCUGUUUGUUAAGGUCAGCAUGGACGGUGCUCCUUAUUUAAGGAAAGUGGAUUUGAGAAAUUACUAUAAAUAUCAGGAGUUGUCUUCUGCACUCGAGAAGAUGUUCAGAUGUUUUACCCUAGAUCAAUGUGGAUCUCAUGGAACCCCGGGUAGGGAGCUGCUGAGUGAAAGCAAGAUGGAGGAUCUGCUGCAUAGAUCAGAAUAUGUUCUUACUUAUGAGGAUAAAGAUGGUGACUGGAUGCUUGUGGGUGAUGUCCCGUGGGAGAUGUUUAUAGAUACCUGCAAAAGGCUGAGGAUCAUGAAAAGCUCCGAUGCCAUUGGACUUGGAAUCAGAGCUAGCUUGCACCAUAGUUGAUUUUGCUAUCCACUGCAGCAGCCUUCAUGGAAAAAAGAUUCUUUCCGAUCAGAUGAGAGGAUGCUGGCGCGGAUUGGAGAUCCCAUUUAUCUAUAUGUUGCAACAUAUAUCUUUGUUUGCCGAGGGGAUUCCUACUGAAAUUAUAUAUAUAUAAAACCAUCAAGAAAAUGUUUGUGAGUGGUUUUACGAUUCAAUUGAUUUAGAGUCCGGACCAAGUCGUGUGUUCUCUAUGGUGAAAGACCUCCACAUUAUCUGUAAACCUUGAUUGUAUCAACUAUUGUGUGCUGGUAAUGAUACUUGUAUGAUGUCUUAUUCUGCUUUUAA
This is a messenger RNA of Hibiscus syriacus, 1585 nucleotides long. RefSeq names its product auxin-responsive protein IAA8-like. Gene Ontology annotation, molecular function: protein binding. The record is from RefSeq and is a predicted model, not a curated record. NCBI's taxonomy places the organism in Eukaryota, Viridiplantae, Streptophyta, Magnoliopsida, Malvales, Malvaceae. Bases 164 to 1261 code for a protein of 365 amino acids. Gene Ontology annotation, biological process: regulation of DNA-templated transcription. The transcript is spliced from 7 exons. Gene Ontology annotation, cellular component: nucleus.